AUAUAAUGAUAUGGCACAACAGAAGUCUAGAGUAGAAAACCAGUUAAAAGAAGAUCAGAAGACAUGGACUCAAGAAAAAAACAAGCUGCAAAAAGACCAUGAAAAACACAAAAAGGAUAUGGAAAAAGCAAAUAAGGCUCUUAAACAGAAAGUGACAGAUAAAGAAGAAGAACUUGUGAAAAAAAGACUUUUGAUGGACGACCUAAAACGAGAAAAAAAAGAAGCUGAAAAACAAAAUGCUAACCAUGAAACGUACAUACAAAAACUCCAUGAACAUAUCAAGAAAACGAAUGAACAGAAAAUGAAAGAUGAAAGCGAACAUAAAACGAAAGUGAAAGACCUCAAUCUCAUAAUUAAGGCAGAAAGUGUUAAUUUCAAUGGAUUAAGUUACCAGUACAAUGAGUUAGUGAAACAAAUUCAGUCAUUACAAGAAAAAAACGGAUCGCUUACAAGAGAAAAACAAGAUCUAUUACUAAGGUUAAGUAAAGUGGCUGGCGCAAACUUGACUUACAACAAUCCAAACAUAGCUGAUCUCAGUGAUGAAAAACGACCAACAAAAUUAGCGGAGGAAUUUUCAGAGUUGUAUGAUAAUGAAUGGACAGACGCGUUUGAAGACUUACAAAUCGAAAAUGAAAAAGAAAAGACCACUUUUAUGCUCGAACUUGUAAUGAAAGCAAGUAAGCUAUGUAGUGAUGUUUCAAGCGAUCAUGGUCAAAAGAUUAAAGACAGUUUGUGUACACUUGUACUUCCAAGCAAGCCAUCAAAAUGUUCAAAAGAAUGCACGGAUGAGGAUAUUAUCCCAGCGACAAUCGCUUCUUUGGAAGAAACAAAUAGUAGCACACCAAAGGUACAGCGCUCUAUUACAAUGUAGUCUCAGUUGCCAUCAAUAUGUAGCUCACCUUAGCACGAAACUAUUGUGAUCACCCUCUUUCAAGCGAAGUCUGCUCUGAAGCAAUCUGGUGGAAGUUAAUGAAACUUGGCUCAGAUAGUCUUAUACCACAAAGUCUAUAAACAUACUGCCGCAAGCAGGCGUAGUACGUCUGUAGUAGGAACCUUGAAAAUCUUCCUUUUUCAUAAACGGUUUCAUAGUAGUUCAACAGAAAUGUUUCUUGUCUGAUCUACCAAUGGUAUUCAAAUUUUUGCGAUCCUUCAACAAACAUGGACAGGCGGUGGUC
Mercenaria mercenaria is the source of this 1175-nucleotide messenger RNA. Its product is annotated as rho-associated protein kinase 2-like. Bases 11 to 871 code for a protein of 286 amino acids. The transcript has 5 exons. The record is from RefSeq and is a predicted model, not a curated record. Lineage: Eukaryota; Metazoa; Mollusca; Bivalvia; Venerida; Veneridae.